CACUCGCACACUCGUAAUCAAACGAGAUUUUCAAUAUUGUUCUUGGUAUUCACUGUUUGAGCUUUAUCAGAUUUAACUUCUAAGCAUAAAUCUACAAAAGGUAACUCUUAUUCCCAACAAACUUUUAGUUUUCGUUUGUAGACUCCGUUUUUGUUUUCUCAUGGUCUGUACGAUUGUAGUGCUCCACGAUUUGUGCGAAGUUCUUCGUUUUUCUGUAAAUUCAUCAGUGUGUGUUUUGUUUGAGAGCAUCAUCUCCAUCAUGGCAGACCGUGGUUUCCGAAUCCUCGAAGAUCAGGACCCGUAUUCUGAUGAUUAUUUCGUUGCUUUGCUUAUCUUGCACAAACUCAGCGGAACACGAUACAAGCGCGUCGAAAAGCGCCUGACGAAGGUUAUGUUACACAAGAAAUACGAGCUGCGAGACGUGAAGGGCCGCAGCAAAUUUUUGCCAGGGAGCGGGCUCCCGGACGUGUGCGUAAUUCUCGGCUGCCACUAUGAAAAAUCGCUGAAGAAGGCGGUGCAGGGGAUUACGGCGUUGUUAUCGGGGCCCGAGGCCUGGCGUGAGCAUACAGUUAUCGAAGGAUUUUCGAAAACUCGCAUUUCGACCGAACAUGGGAUUACGCGCAAGUUCAUGACGGAAACUAUCCGCGAAUGGGAUAAACUGCGAAACCGGGAUCUUUGGUUGGAAACUGACGUUGACACGCGCGCUGGAAAGGCUGGCUCCAGCAAUUUUGAGAUGCGGACCACCGGGAUGAACUCAAGCCAAGUUCUGGAUUCAAGCGGGGAGGUACUUUCCGGGAGCCAGGUGCACGAGCGCAAUCGCGAUAAACGGUCACGAUCGCGCACCCCGAACCCUCGCAGUUCAAAGGAUGAGAAAUAAUUGGCCACGGAACGAAGAUGUUCCCGAGUAAUCGAACCUUGUUGUAGCCACCAUUGCUGUGUCGUGCCUUUUAUAUGUUCGUGUUUUUUUAUUAAAACGAAUCGUGUCGAAGGAAGAA
Messenger RNA from Paramacrobiotus metropolitanus, 995 nucleotides. RefSeq lists its product as uncharacterized. The coding region runs from base 161 to 877 and encodes 238 amino acids. The transcript has 4 exons. The record is from RefSeq and is a predicted model, not a curated record. Lineage: Eukaryota; Metazoa; Tardigrada; Eutardigrada; Parachela; Macrobiotidae.